GAACAUCUAGAAUUUGAAAAAACGAUAGGAAUUCCUUGUGGAGCUGAUCGUGGAGAAAAUAAACUUUUGUUCACAACAAGAGACUUAGAUGUGUUGAAAAUGAUGGGUUCCACAAAUAAUUUCAAGAUAGACAUUUUAAAUGAAGAAGAAGCUUGGACCUUAUUCACCAAAAUGGCAGAUCAACCAUGAUUUGGAGAUAUUUCAAUUAGACAAUGACGGGAGAGAGAUUGGUUGGUGGAGUCAAUCUAAAUGUCUUGAAAUCUCCUAUGAUAAGUCAAUGCCUAUUCCACUUUGGCUCCUUCAAAGAUUUCAAAAUCUUACAUGCCUUCUUGUUGCCCGUUGCUAUGAAUUGGUUAACUUAACAAUACCUUCAGCAGGUAGAAUCUUGGUGCAGUUGAAAGAAUUGAAGAUAUCAAGUUGUGAAAUGUUGAUGGAAAUAUUAGAAAUUGAGGAAGAUGCAACAACUGAAAUUGUUUUUGAGAAUUUGAAUAAGCUGUCACUUUAUUGUAUGGAAAGUCUCACAUGCUUCUGCUCAAGGAAUUGCACUUUAAAUUUCCCAUCACUGGAAGAGCUGAAUAUAAUAGACUGUCCUAAUAUGAUGACCUUUUGUAAAGGAAUCUUGAGCACUCCAAAGUUACAAAAAAUAAAUUAUGAGGGAAUGGAAGAAGAGAAUGAGGGGAAUAAUCUUAAUAAAACCAUACAAGGAUUAUAUGAAAGGAAAAACCAGGCCAUCUCCCUUGAUUUGAAGUUGCUGACAUUGAAAGAUGUUAAUUCUACGGAGAUUUGCUACAACCAACGUCCAACUUUCUCAUAUCAAAAUUUGACACGCUUGUCCUUGUGGAAUUGUGAAAACAUAAAAUAUGCAUUUCCAUCUUCCAUUGCUAGAAGCCUUCAACAACUCCAACAACUAAAGAUUCAAAAUUGCAAGGUUUUAGAGGGGCUUGUUGCAGAAGAAGACGGAGCAAAUACAGUUGUCGAUUUUGUCUUUCCAAAUAUAACCUUAUUGGAGUUUAAAGAUCUACCAGAACUUACAACCUUCUACCCUGGAAUAUAUACUUUAGAAUUGCCAAAGUUGAAAGAGUUGGUGAUGAAAUAUUGUCCCAAAUAUAUGAGCUUAAAAGAAAACAAUGUGGAGACUGAGCUUAAUAUUUUAGAUCCAAAAUCUAUCUUCUUGAAUGAUAAGAUUAACUUCAAUUUGGAGGUAUUUGAAUUAUAUGAUGGUAAGACAAAUAUUUGUUGGCAAGGUCAAUCUGAAACUCUUACAAUCGAGAAGGAUAACUCUGCAAAUAUUCCACUUCGACUCCUUCAAAGAUUUGAAAAUGUGAGAGAGCUCCAAUUAUAUUGGAGUCAAUAUAAGGACAUUAAGAGCCUAUGUGAUCUUCCAAAUCUUGAAAUUCUAGAAGUACGUUUUUGUUACAGAUUGAUAAGUCUAGUGCCAUUCUCAGGUUCUUUCAAGAAUCUUAAAGUUCUGAAGGUAUAUUCAUGCGAUAGAUUGAUAAUGAAGUUAAUUACGCUUUCAGUGGCUAAAAGUUUGGUGCACUUGAGAGAACUUAGCAUAUCAUAUUGUGAUAAGCUGACUGAAGUAGUAGAAAAUAAGGGAGAUGCAACAAGCACUAAAAUUGUGUUUAACAGUUUGAACAAGUUGUCACUUGAAUGUCUAAAUAGUCUCAUAUGUUUUUGCUCUAGGAAUUACUCCUUUUGUUUUCCAUCUUUGAAAGAGUUAAUUAUACAAGAAUGCCCCAAUUUGAAGACUUUUUGUCAAGGAAGCUUAUCUACACCAAAGUUAGAGAGAGUCUCUUACAAGCAUGUUGACCAUGAAGAUGAAUAUGAGACAAAGGUAGAGAUUAUGGAGAAUAACUUGAAUACAACUAUACAACAAGAACACAAAAAAGAGGUUGGCUUAUUUUGGCAUAGAUUGACUUUAAGCGGAAGGGAUAUCAUGACAACUUUGCAAGGAGAGUUUCAAGGGAACUUUGACAAAGUAGUAAUUCUUCAAUUGAUUAAGGAUGAUCAUGUUUAUAUCCCCAUUCGUAUCCUCCAGAAAUUUGUCCAUCUUGAAAAACUCAUAUUGACAGUGAAUUUAUACGAAGAGAUGUUCUCAUGUGGAGAAGGUGAGAAAUAUGUUGGAGCACUCACAAAGUUAAAAGAUCUACACUUGCAGGGACUUUUUAAUUUAAAGUGCAUCUGGAAACAAGACUUUCGGUUCAAAUCAAUUCUUCAAAAUCCUCAUUCUUUAGAUGUUGAAUAUUGUCACAAUUUGAUAACUCUAUUGCCGUCUUUAUCAUCUUUUAAAAAUCUAACGACUUUGUACGUAAACUAUUGUGAUGGAAUGCAAAACUUAAUGACAUCCUCAACAGCCAAAAGUUUGGCAUGUCUAAAAAGGUUAUCAAUACGAGGAUGUGAAAUGAUGAUAGAAGUAUUGGCAAAUGAGGGAGAUGUAGAGAAAGAUGAAAUUGUUUUUGAGAGACUGAAGGAGUUGUGGUUGUCUAAUUUAGAAAGUCUCAUGUGCUUUUAUUAUGGGAAUUACACAUUAAAAUUUCCAUUCUUAGAAUCAUUAGUUGUGAAUGAAUGCUCUAAGAUGAAGACUUUCUCAAGGGAAGGCGUAAACAUGCCAAAGUUACAGCAAGUAAACAAGAAAGAUUGUUCAAAUGACCGUAAUUAUGUCACAACACAAUUACAAAAUGAUUGUUCAAAGUUAUGGGAAAGAUAUCCUUCAAAGCUUUGGUAACAAACUACAAAAUUAUAUGAGUUAGUUUCUCCAGUGGCGUAUGGCGAUGACUCCUAGAAGUUUGCUCUAGCAUUUGGCUUCGUGGUUUCAGUUCACACUCAAUUACAAACGAGCCAUAGAGACCCCCUGCGUUCUCUCCCUUCCGCUCUCUGUAACCCAAUCAAAAUCGUCGAUGGUCGUCUGCUUAAUUGCCAGAAAUCCAGAUCAUUUUUAUCGUCAAAAAUUAUUUGAACGUGUAUGUUAAUGUUUGUUAAUAUUUUUAAUUUUGCAGAUGAGCUUGCCAAGUUUUACUGAAUUUGUUCAGCAUGGUAAGCGAAAUUGGUGCCAAAUGACUUCAAUACACUAUGAGCAAAUCAGAAGUUGAAAUUGAUGUCAUUUUUUUGUUGGAUUCUAGUUGAUAGGUGGGUAUAAUGUGAUUCAGGAACUUUUGUUUAGGAUCUAUAUAAUGAAGAUUUAGUUUUAAAA
Messenger RNA from Mangifera indica (mango), 3193 nucleotides. RefSeq lists its product as uncharacterized. The coding region runs from base 140 to 2728 and encodes 862 amino acids. Lineage: Eukaryota; Viridiplantae; Streptophyta; Magnoliopsida; Sapindales; Anacardiaceae. The transcript is spliced from 7 exons. The record is from RefSeq and is a predicted model, not a curated record.